Aspergillus campestris IBT 28561 is the source of this 585-nucleotide messenger RNA. RefSeq lists its product as uncharacterized. NCBI's taxonomy places the organism in Eukaryota, Fungi, Ascomycota, Eurotiomycetes, Eurotiales, Aspergillaceae. The coding region runs from base 164 to 466 and encodes 100 amino acids. The record is from RefSeq and is a predicted model, not a curated record. The transcript has 3 exons.
AAAGUGGACUGUUGGCACAGGUCAAACGUAUUAGGUGAGACAACCCCCUGUGUGAUUGCAGCUGUUCCUCCACCGGUUCCACGCCCAUUGACUCGGUGAACUUCACACUCUUACACGCGCUAUUCUGCUUCACACCACCCAGGACCUACUCUAGUCUCAAUACAUGUUGGAUAUAUUGUGUCUAGCAUAUUCCUGCUGUUGUGGCAUCAUAUACAGCGACAUGAAGACUGAAGACCCGGAAACCGCCGACCCUUCUCAGACCGCUAGGAUCAGCCUUAAAAGACAAUCAUUGGAGAAAUGUGUGGUUACCAUGGUGGCGUUGUACCUUGGUGGGGAAUUCAUCUACUAUGUAUUGGGCGACUUAGUUCCAGGCAAGGCCAAUAACCAUCCUAUUCUCACAUUCCUAAUAUUGUUCUCGGUCCAAUGGUUGUUCGAUUACCUGUACAGGAGAUAUAGAAGCGUGUAGAUACAUAUAUCAAUCUUGGGAAAUAUGUGAGCGACGAUGAUGAAAGCCAGCGUCAAGCUGGGUGUUACUGCGUUAGGCCCAUGCUGUGCCUAAAGUAUGUCCGCAUCAACUAAUGAAGA